AUGUUUUACGGCAAGGUGUUCGCAGCAGUCAUCGGUGAUAUCGAGUUUGUAACAUACGAGGCUCUGUAUCACUUACGGAAAAUUUCUCGGUCCUCGAGUGCUUCCGCAAGGUCUGGGACAGAAGGUAACUUUUCGCAAGAAACAGGUUUCUCUUCAUCGGAGCAAGGCUCCAUUGUUGCGCCGGGAUCGAUCAAUAUUGUGGUUGAAAUUGGUAAGAAUGUGGAAGCUUGA
Messenger RNA from Penicillium diatomitis, 231 nucleotides. RefSeq lists its product as uncharacterized. NCBI's taxonomy places the organism in Eukaryota, Fungi, Ascomycota, Eurotiomycetes, Eurotiales, Aspergillaceae. The record is from RefSeq and is a predicted model, not a curated record. Bases 1 to 231 code for a protein of 76 amino acids. The transcript has 2 exons.